CUCAGAAGCGAGAAAGAGAGAGUUUUCUUCUCUCUCACAGCUUUUGAUUCUCUUUUGCUUUCUGUUGUUUUCUGUUGGCCACAUUUGUGCGUAUACGCGUUGUUCUGCUUCUGUUUUCACUUGAUUUCAGAAGCAGAUAAACUGCAAUUUUUUGAGCAUUUUAUUUUUGAAAGAAAACAACAAAGAGAAAACAGAGCUGCUUGUGAAGGCUUUUUGGUGUACAAAUAUAUUCUUCAGGUUGCUUCUGUGGUUUUCUGUGGUUGGUACAUUGAGAUCUCACCUGGGUUUUUGGUUUUCAUUGACAUGUGUUGUUGAAUUUUGAGACCCUCAUUCAACAUUUCCACCUCUGCCUGCAUUGUUUUGCAUACCAAAACAACCAAACCUUUAUACAUUUGGUCUCUCUCUCUCUCUCUCUCUCUCUCUAUCUCUCUCUCUCUGUUUUUGCUCUGUUUCUAUUGAUAAGAGGGUUCAGAAAUGGAGCGGCUUUCAUCGGCAGCGGUUCUUCCAGACUCGUUUAUAGGCGCAAGAGAUGACAUUUUCAUGCAAUUUGGGAUUUUAUGGGAUAUGAUCAAAGAGCCAUUGAUCAUUCCUCUGCUGAGAAUCGCAGUGGCUAUGUGCUUGGUCAUGUCAGCUAUGAUCUUCGCCGAGAGGCUUUACAUGGGAGUUGUCAUUAUUCUGGUACAUGUUUUCGGUCGAAAACCGGAGAAGCGAUACAAAUGGGAGCCCAUCAAAGAUGAUGUUGAGUUGGGAAGCUCGAACUAUCCCAUGGUUCUGGUCCAAAUCCCAAUGUUCAAUGAAAGAGAGGUUUAUCAGCUUUCAAUCGGAGCUGCUUGUGGGUUAACAUGGCCUACUGAUAGACUCAUCAUUCAAGUCCUUGAUGAUUCAACUGACCCGACUUGCAAGGCAAUGGUGGAACGAGAGUGCCAAAGAUGGGCAGGCAAAGGCAUAAACAUCAAGUACGAAAUCAGAGACAACAGAACUGGGUACAAAUCAGGGGCUCUCAAAGAAGGCCUCAAGCACAGCUACGCCAAAAACUGCGAUUACGUCGCCAUCUUCGACGCCGACUUUCAACCGGAGCCGGAUUUUCUCACUCGCACCAUUCCCUUCUUCGUCCACAACUCCAAUGUCGCUCUAGUUCAGGCUCGCUGGAGAUUCGUGAACAAUAAUGAGUGCUUGAUGACAAGGUUUCAAGAAAUGUCACUGGAUUAUCAUUUUAAAAUUGAACAAGAAGUGGGCUCUUCCACUCAUGCAUUCUUUGGGUUCAAUGGGACUGCUGGUGUGUGGAGAAUUGCCGCUAUCAAUGAGGCAGGAGGUUGGAAGGACCGGACCACGGUGGAAGAUAUGGAUCUGGCUGUUCGAGCGAGCCUGAAAGGCUGGAAAUUUAUAUAUCUUGGUACUCUGCAUGUGAAGAGUGAAUUGCCAAGUACUUUCAAGGCUUUCCGCCACCAACAACACAGGUGGUCUUGUGGUCCAGCUAAUCUAUUCAGGAAAAUGGUGAUGGAAAUUAUAACAAACAAGAAAGUAUCAGUAUGGCAGAAAGUUCAUGUGAUUUACAGCUUCUUCUUCGUUAGGAAGAUCAUUGCACACAUCUUUGCAUUUUUCUUCUAUUGCAUCGUCUUGCCGGCAACUAUUUUGGUGCCUGAAGUUACCGUACCAAAGUGGGGAGGAGUUUACAUCCCAACCAUCAUCACACUUCUUAAUUCAGUUGGCACUCCAAGGUCAAUCCACUUGGUGGUAUUCUGGAUCCUAUUCGAGAAUGUCAUGUCACUACACCGUACAAAGGCUACAAUCAUUGGUAUACUAGAGUGUAGUCGAGUGAAUGAAUGGAUCGUCACUGAAAAGCUUGGAGAUUUUCUCAAAAAUAAAGUAGGAGCUAAAGCACCAAAAAAGUUUCGGUUGAGUAUUGGAGAUAGGCUUCAUUUCUUAGAGCUUGCUGUGGGAUGUUAUCUCUUCUUCUGUGCCUGUUAUGAUUUAAUGUUUGGCAAAGACAACUACUUCAUUUUCUUUUAUGUCCAAUCCCUUGCCUUCUUUAUCAUGGGAUUUGGGUAUUGUGGGACAAUUGUGCCAACCUCUUAGGUAGGACGCCGAAAAUGACUUCAGGUCAUAGGCAAUGUCAGCAUUAUUCGUUUCAGCAAUUAUAGCUUGUACAAAUAGAAACCAACAAGCAAAGAUUUUCUUUAGGUAGACCAUAAGAAUUCAAGAUGAUCAACUCAGGAAGAAUUACUUCGUUCAUCUCUUGUCAAUUAAGAAGCAAGGAAAUCACAAUACAGAUUGCUGUUAUGGGAAUGCAACACACAGGAAAAGGCGGAGGAAACUUGAGGGACCUCAAUCAUGGAAAACAGCUUUCGAUUGUAUUUUGUGAGAUAGAUCUCUCUUACUUCUUUUUUUCUUCUCUUUAAUUUGUCUUUCCAAUUUGUGGUUGAAUUAGCUGGAAAAGCUAAACAUGUGAA
Molecule: messenger RNA, 2450 nt
Organism: Argentina anserina (silverweed cinquefoil)
Lineage: Eukaryota; Viridiplantae; Streptophyta; Magnoliopsida; Rosales; Rosaceae
Product: glucomannan 4-beta-mannosyltransferase 9-like
Exons: 9
Coding region: 475-2076 (533 amino acids)
Cellular component (GO): Golgi apparatus
Molecular function (GO): mannan synthase activity
Source: RefSeq, a predicted model, not a curated record